Messenger RNA from Mytilus californianus (California mussel), 6061 nucleotides. RefSeq names its product proline dehydrogenase 1, mitochondrial-like. The record is from RefSeq and is a predicted model, not a curated record. NCBI's taxonomy places the organism in Eukaryota, Metazoa, Mollusca, Bivalvia, Mytilida, Mytilidae. Gene Ontology annotation, molecular function: proline dehydrogenase activity; FAD binding. The coding region runs from base 222 to 2087 and encodes 621 amino acids. The transcript is spliced from 14 exons. Gene Ontology annotation, cellular component: mitochondrion.
UCGACGUCAAGUUAUUAGACAGAAAAGCAACAAAAUAUUUCUCAACACAAGCACACACAUAGACAAAUACAAAUAGGAUGCGUUAUUAAAAAAAUAAUAAGUAAAUUUUAUUGUAAUUAUUGUCAUCGAUAAUCUAAACAUUUGCCCACUUUCUAAGUUGACCUUGACCCAGGACUCAUUCAGCACAACAACAUAAUACUACGGUGUGAUAAUUAUAUAACAUGGCAAAUGUUUUCAAACUUAUCCGGAAGAGAAAUUUACUUUUGAUCAGCCAUUCGAGAAAGCAUCCAUUAUAUUCUUUACAAACAUUCUAUAAAUCUACCUUAGGAGCUGAAAUCAAGGAUGCCGAAAGUUUAUCCAAGCUCACCCAGGACGAGGAAAAGCAGAACAAACUUGAUCUGACGUUUGGUAAUGCCGAAGAAGCUUUUCGUAGUAAAAAGACUUCAGAACUUGUUCGAGCACUAUUUGUAUUCAAUCUGUGUUCAGUUGAAUUCUUGGUAAAAAAUAAUAUCGAGAUUUUGAAAUGGAGUCGGAGGUUGUUAGGAAAGACUUUAUUUACAACAUUAAUGAAAGGAACAUUUUAUGGCCAUUUUGUGGCAGGAGAAGAUCAGAUUGCUAUAAGGCCUCUUGUUUCACGGAAUCAACAGUUUGGUGUGAAGUCUAUACUUGAUUACAGUGUUGAGGAAGAUUUAUCAUCAAAACAAGCCAAGGAGGCAGAGGCAAAGGGUUGUGUUCCAGAAAAUCAACCACCUCUAGAAGAAUUGGGUUAUAAAGAUGACCACCCACAACAUCCAGAACAAAAGAGAUUUGCAGCACAUGAGGAGUUUUUAGAUAGACGUGAGAAGGUUGUAAGUGCCAGGACCUAUUUCUAUGACGAUGAAGCUAAGUGUGAUGACAACAUGAACAUAUUCUUACAAUGUGUUGAUGCUGUAUCAGGUUCAACUAAAAGUACAGGUUUUGUUGCCAUCAAACUGACAGCCUUGGGCAGACCUCAAUUCUUGCUUCAGUUGUCAGAUUUAUUGGUUACAACAAGAAAUCUGUUUGAGAAGUUUGCUGGGGAAGGCGACAUACUUUUAAAGAAGUUCCGUCAGGAAGAUUUCCAGAAAACAUUAGACGUGAUGGGUGUACCAAUAUCUAGGGACCAAACAAAACGGUGGUUCUCUAUUCUGGAUAUAUCACAAGAUGGUGAAGUAGACUUAUGGGACUGGGAUAAUCUACUUGAAAAAAAUCUACAAUUGUGUAAAUUACUGAUCGUCCCUAAUAAAGAGACAGGAAUACCAGAACAAAUGAUGGAAGGUUUAACAGACGAGGAAGAUGAACAGUUGAAAAACAUGUUAAAAAGAUUAAAUACUAUAGUGAAGUAUGCAAAAGAAAAAGAUGUGAGAGUAAUGGUGGAUGCAGAACAAACCUAUUUCCAGCCAGCAAUAAGUCGUAUAGUUAUUGAAAUGAUGAGAAAAUUUAACAAGGAAAAAGCAAUAGUCUUCAAUACAUAUCAGACUUAUUUAAAGAGUGCAUUGACGAAUUUAAAAGUGGAUUUAGAUUUAUCAAGGAGAGAAAAAUUUCAGUUUGGAGCAAAACUUGUUAGAGGAGCGUACAUGGAACAGGAGAGAGAAAGAGCUGCCUCUGUUGGUUAUGAAGAUCCAAUAAAUCCUAAUUAUCAUGCUACCUCAGACAUGUAUCAUGCUUGCCUGGAGGAAGUCUUUUACCAGAUAAAACAAAGACCAUUGGGACAAAUCGCUGUUAUGGUGGCAAGUCAUAAUGAAGAUACUGUUCGAUUUGCUGUAGAAGGCAUGGAUAGAUAUGAUAUCAAGCCAUCUGACAGGCUAAUCUGUUUUGGACAGCUGUUGGGCAUGUGUGAUCAAGUCAGCUUUCCAUUAGGUCAAGCUGGCUAUUCAGUGUACAAGUACGUGCCCUAUGGUCCUGUGGAAGAAGUUCUGCCAUAUUUGUCUCGCAGAGCAAUGGAAAAUAAAGGAAUACUAAAAAAAGUGCAGAAAGAGAAAUCUCUAUUGUGGAAAGAAUUAAAAAGAAGAGUAAAAGCAGGUCAACUUAGAUAUAAUCCAUUAGAGAACAACUCUCCUGUUGGAUGAAUGUUAGGAAACUUCAACGCUGAAAACAGAAUUCAUUUCUACGGAUUCCGAACAUAUUUUGUGUAUCGUAAAUAUUUUAACGUACUACUUCUUUGUGAAAAAACCUGAAACAUACUUCAAUGACUUUCAAUCAAAAUUUGUACUCAAAUUAACAUUUACAUUUUUAAAAACGGGCAAAAGUGUCAAAAAUUAAUCUCAUAGAAUACUCAGAUGAUAAUGUUGUAAGACUGUCUGUGAUAUUUUCAUUUUAUAUUUGUUUAUGUUGAGUCUUUAUUUUUGUACAAUUAAUGAAAAUCUUGAAAGGUAAAAUAUUAUAGUACAAGGAAACUUAAACAUAUCUAAACCAGACCAUUUCAUAAAUUGAAAUAUUAUGUUCAGAUAAAAGGAUGUGUUGAUUUACAAAAGAAUAUUCAUAGUAUAUCCUAAUACAAAGGUGACCUUUGGCAGGUUAUCUCUUUAGGUAGGUUUUAGUGUAGACAGGGUUCAAUGAUUUUGAUUGUUUGCUAAGGUAGAGACAACCAUUGUAGAACUCUAAUGACUGAAUUUUAAUCACAUGUAGUAUUAGAAUAAUAUGUUUUUAUAAAGACAACCAUAUAUGCAUUUAACUAGACUGUUAGAUUAUGUACAAAAAACAAGGGUAAAGAUAUAUUUUGCCAAGAAUGUAUAAUGCAAAUUAUACCGCAGUGGAGGAGGGGGGCUUUAAGUUAUACCCUUGUCCAUCUGUACGUCCCAAUAUUAGUUAAUUUUAAAAGAUGUUAAUGGUAUGCUUAAACAUUUUUUGUAAUAUUUUUUUGUUAAAACAUAAAAUUUCAGUUUUUUUAUUUUUAAAUCUUUUUUUUGUUUUUUUUGGGGCAUAGUAUUGUUUUAUUAAAAUUAAUUUAUAUAAUAUCUCAAUUUACAUUUGUUAAUCUGCAUUUUAUACCUUAUACUGUUGUCAUUUGAAAUAUUUUCUAUGUAAGAUAUAUGGCGGGGGGUAUGGUAGGAGAGGUGUCAUCCCAAAUUCCUGUAAAAAAAAAACACCCUGAAUCCUGAACUCCAGAAAAAAUAAAGCAUUUUUUCCCUGAUAUCGAAAAAUAAUUCCAGAGUCCCGAUAAGUGUUAAUCCCCAAUUCCCGCUAAGGUCAAAUCCGAACAUCCAAAAAAGGUCCUUCCACCUGUCAAAGAUAUUUCCUCAGAGAAAAGUAAAUUUUAAAUCUGCAGUAAUAUAUUUUUAUACUGAAUUCCUCAAAUGGGAGAGGUCUUUAUCUGCUAAUCUGAAUUUUUAAAAUACAUUCUAUUUAAAGAAAUCUUUUGUGAAGGAUGUAUUGAAUCUUGCAGUUUCACUUUUUCCUGAUAAUUUGCAAAUCUUCCUGACUUUUCAAUACACAAUUUGCAAAAUAUUAUGAAAUCUCUCUUCCAUGUUUAUUAAUUAAAUUAUCAUCUGUUUGUUAUUUUUCUGCUAUUAUCAGGGUUUUCACUAAGAUGAGUCCUGGAAUUUAGGGGCCAGCUGAAGCUAGCCUCUGGGUGCAGGUCUUUCUCACUGCAUUAGUGGCCUUGGGCUGUUUUCUGCUCUUUGGUCGAGCUGUUUUCUCUUUGACAUAUUCCCAUUUCCAUUCUUGAUUAUAUUAUAAAAUCUGUCUAGACUCAUCAUUUUCUUAACUUGUGAGUCCAAAGAUGUAUCAAGAUUGCACAAUGUUGUAUCUGCUUAGCCAGGGUUUCAUCAUUUUAUAGCAAAAGUUUUAAGAAUUAAUCUAAAUUUGGUAUAAUUUCCUUGCUCUUUUUGUCAUGGAGACUUGAUGGAUAAUAAAUCAUAAUGAAAACAUUUUUUUUUUCUCACUGUUUGCCAUGGGCAAAAAUGGUGAGGUCUGGGCUAUCCUACAAAAAUCUUUGGUAAGAACCCAGAUUAUUUUUAGUAUUAGUAGAUUUCUUUAAUCCUUUUACAUUGAAUGUCAAGCUCAUAGAUAUUUCAUAGUUUUUUUUCCACAUUUUUUAUUUAUUCUAUAUACUGCUGUAAUCAUAUUAAAACUAUAAAUUUAGGAAACACAGCCUUUGAAGUAGCAGUAGCAACUAUCUGUAAUCUGUUUUGUAUUUUUAUGCCCCACCUACGAUAGAAGAGGGGCAUUUUGUUUUUCGGUCUGCGUCCGUUCGUUUGUCCAUCUGUCCCUCUUCAGGUUAAAGUUUUUGGUCAAGUUAGUUUUUGAUGAAGUUGAAGUCCAAUCAACUUGAAACUUAGUACACAUGUUCCCUAUGAUAUGAUCUUUCUAAUUUGAAUGCCAAAUUAGAGUUUUGACCCCAAUUUCAUAGUCCACUGAACAUAGAAAAUGAUAGUGCGAUUGGGGCAUCCGUGUACUAUGGACACAUUCUUGUUUACUAUGUAUUUAAAAUGUAUGCUGAUGAAUCUCAUAUCAUAUAAACUGUUUUACAUGUUCUGUUUUGUAAUUAUUAAAAUACAUGUAAUGUUUUGUAAGGCUUUAUUGUUUUUAUUAUGUUGUUACGACUGUCACAGAAUGCAAGAUAUAGGUAUUCUAAUGCAUUAGUGACAUCUUGAACUAAUUACUGUAAAUACGGAAAUUAUUGCGUGCAUUUAUUAUUGGGAUUUUUUAAGAAAGAACAAAAAUUCGAGUUUGAUUAAUGUGAUUUUAGGAAAAGCUACAUACAGAUACAUGAAAUCAGAAAGCGGGUUCUUAUUAUUGCAAUACUCAAGUAGUUGCAUUAUUCCAAUUAAUAAAAACCUUGCAAUAAUUUCUGAAUUAACAGUAUUGAGCUAGAUAUUUCCUAUAGUAUAGACCAAUCUCAAAUGGGUUUUUUUUAUGAAUGAGUUACACCCGUUGAUCAGUGGUCAAUUGGCGUGAAUGUCGAAAUUUGAAGUAAUUGAACAAUAGACUCUUGCUGUGACAUGAGAACAGUAGGAUUGUGAAAUGAGACGAAAAUGCAGGAAUGUGAUAGUUGUCUAUGUGCUUGGCAUAUGUCUAUUGUUCUCAACCUCAUGUUCAUGGUUUAAUCAAUGACUUACUUAAGUCGACUUUGAAUGUUCAUGAUUAGGCCAAUACCUAGUUCUUUAUUGUGAUAUAAAUGGUCCAUAUCAUCAGUUUAGUUGUGUGUGUUAUCUAAAUUCAGUUACUUGGCUUUGACCACUUUUCAUCAUUCAAUAUGCUUAUACUUUUUGUGCUUACUAAGUUUUGUAUAUAAUCAUUUCAAUUUUUAAUGGACUUUUUUUAAGGACCAAGUGAUAAAUACAGACUUAUUGCAAUCUGUAGAUUUUUUAAAAUUUAACACAUACAAGUACUAUGGCUUGUAAAGUAACAAUAUCUUUUACACUUUACCAGUUCUUGACAAUUUAGUCAAAUUAGAUAUGAAAAAUUGGUAGCUGUAACCUACAUUUUACAUUCCUAAUUUAUAUAAUUCUUUACAUGUCCUUUUGUGUUCAUUUCAUGUUUCAGAAUUGUAUGUGGAAUGUUUUGCAUUUUCUGUUUUAUUUAUAUUUAUUUAGUGUUUUCUUUAUAAAUAUGAUGAAGAUUUUGUUUGCAACAUACCCAUAGUUUUUAGCUCACUUGUUCUGGGUUAGCUAUUGCUUUUUUUUUUCUAAUCAAAAGAUAUUUUUUACAAUUAUGACACAGCAGAAUCAAGAUGCAUGUAAAACUUUUAAAGUAGCACAUGUUCAUUUUCCCACCUUAUUAUAGUCAACAAAGGAAAGGUAUGAUAUGGCCACUUAAAAUUGAAAAUAAAUCAACAAAAAAGUUUAACAAAAAAUACCGAGCGUCAAGUACAAUUAAUAUAAUUUUGAAAGUCUAAUUAAUUUUAAUAUUUUUUAAAUUUCAGUUGCCAAAUAAUGACUCUUAUCAUAUCUCCUUUGUUUUUAGUCAUAUAAAAAUGUUUUAUAAGAUGAUACGAAUCUUAAUGAAUAUUUUUGUUCGAUUUACAGAACUUUUAUCUUCGUUUUGUAAUAGAUACAGUUUAUAAAAUUGUUAUGUUUGUUAAUAAAAGCUUACAUACAUA